Messenger RNA from Brassica rapa (field mustard), 4978 nucleotides. Its product is annotated as probable indole-3-pyruvate monooxygenase YUCCA5. The record is from RefSeq and is a predicted model, not a curated record. Gene Ontology annotation, molecular function: NADP binding; flavin adenine dinucleotide binding; N,N-dimethylaniline monooxygenase activity. NCBI's taxonomy places the organism in Eukaryota, Viridiplantae, Streptophyta, Magnoliopsida, Brassicales, Brassicaceae. Gene Ontology annotation, biological process: auxin biosynthetic process.
UAGCUACUUCGAUCAUUUUGCACUUAUAUAUACAUACAUUAAUUUCUAGAUAUCUAUUUCACAAGUAAUUUUCAUAUUUCAGUUUUAUUCUCCAAAGCCAUCUACAAGCUCAUGGGGUAGGACCAUAAGAUCGAAAGAAUUUGGAUGAUCUAUAUUAUUAUCACUGGUCCAUUGCGCCUAGUUGAUUACGCUUUCACAUCAUUAAAUUUUAAACUAUAUCUCUUUGUAAUAUUCAAAGCCAUUUAAUCAGUAUAAGUAAUAUCUCAAUAUAUAUAUACCAUAAAGCAAUACUAUUUUAAUCAUCACCAACUAAUUAAGUUAUGCUAAUAAAUGGAGCAAAUAUAUGAUUAUAGAUUGAGAUACUCUAAUCAAAGUCCCAUCAGCAACUUUGAAGGAAAGAAUCGAAUAAUUCCAUAAGGAAAAGCUUAAAUAUCGUAAACUAUUUUUUAGCAAAGGCAUAUGAUUAAAUGGGAAAUCAAAAUAAACUAUUACAUUUUAGUUAGCAACACUUAAUGAAGAACUUUUGUAUUCAUUUAAUUGUUAAAAUUUAACCUUAGAAGGCGCAAGUCACAUGCAGCUUCCUCCUAACUCGUCCUUUAUAUAAACUCACUCACACCACCUCUAUCUCCACAACACAUUCCAAACACAUCUCAUUCUUAAUCAACAAACAUAUAACUUACUCAGCUUCACUACCAAUCCUUUUGAAUUCGAUCAAAACACCUUGAAACCUACCUAAACCUUAUUCGGUUUUCACUACAUAUACUAUCGGUUCCAUCAAACUCAACCCUAGAAUGGAGAACAUGUUUAGGCUCAUGGGAAGUGAAGAUUUCUCUGACAGACAACGGUGCAUUUGGGUUAACGGUCCAGUUAUCGUUGGAGCGGGCCCAUCGGGGCUAGCCACAGCUGCUUGUCUCCGCGAGGAAGGUGUUCCCUUUGUGGUAUUGGAGAGAGAAGAAUGCAUAGCUUCACUGUGGCAGAAAAGAACCUACGACAGACUCAAACUUCAUUUACCCAAGAAAGUUUGUCAAUUACCCAAAAUGCCCUUCCCAGAAAACUACCCCGAUUAUCCGACAAAACGGCAGUUCAUCGAUUACCUUGAGUCCUACGCUACCCGAUUCGACAUUAGCCCUCAAUUCAACGAGUGUGUUCAGUCCGCCCGUUACGAAAAGACCAGUGGUCUCUGGCGUAUUAAGACGGUGAAGUCUUCUCCUUCCUCGGCCGUUUCCGGGUCAGAGAUGGAAUAUAUCUGCCGGUGGCUAGUGGUGGCGACGGGAGAAAACGCGGAGAGAGUUGUUCCCGAGAUAGAUGGGCUGACGACGGAGUUCAACGGAGAGGUGAUACACUCUUGUGAGUAUAAAUCUGGGGAGAAAUACAGAGGAAAAAGUGUUCUUGUCGUCGGAUGUGGAAACUCCGGCAUGGAAGUUUCUCUUGAUCUCGCAAAUCACGGUGCUAACCCCUCCAUGGUUGUUCGUAGCUCGGUUCAUGUCUUACCUAGGGAGAUUCUAGGCAAAUCGACUUUCGAAAUCUCAAUGAUACUGAUGAAGUGGCUACCUCUAUGGCUAGUGGACAAGAUUCUGUUGAUCCUCGCAUGGCUGGUUUUGGGAAACUUGACAAAGAAUGGGCUAAAGAGGCCCAAAAUGGGUCCAAUGGAGCUCAAGGUCCUCACAGGGAAGACUCCAGUGCUUGAUAUCGGAGCUAUGGAGAAAAUAAAAUCCGGCCAGGUAGAUAUCGUCCCUGGAAUCAAAAGGUUCUCUCGUAGCCACGUGGAGCUCGUUGAUGGUCAGAUAUUAGAUCUUGACGCUGUUGUUCUAGCCACGGGAUACCGCAGUAACGUUCCUUCUUGGCUUCAGGUGAGAAACAAAACAAAACAACUUCAAUCUAAUAGUUUCGGUAGUUUAUUGCAUAACAAGUCAACUGAAUCUAUUCUUUUUGUCCUUCAGGAAAAUGACCUAUUUUCCAAGAACGGGUUUCCUAAAUCGCCGUUUCCAAACGCAUGGAAAGGUAAAUCGGGACUUUACGCGGCUGGAUUCACGAGGAAAGGAUUGGCCGGAGCAUCAGCAGACGCUAUUAGCAUCGCUUAAGACAUUGGUAACGUGUGGAGAGAAGAGACCAAACGACGGAAAAUGAGAACACGAGUGGGUCACCGCAGAUGCAUCUCAGUUGCUUAGAGGUCAAGUUAGAGUUAUUUCAUACAUUUAUUAUAUUAUUUUAAAACGGUUCGGGACAAAAAGUUAAAACAGUGUUUAUUUAUUAAUUCAUUUUUUUGUAAAGAAAAGAAGAAGAAAGUAUACAGAUAAAAAGAUAGGGAAUAAACAGUGUGUAAAAGAGAGCCCUGUCCUCAAGACCCAACGGUGUUGUUUUUGAUGGCUGUCUGGGAAUUUGUAUUAACUUGGAUGAUGUGGUGUUUCUCUUUAAUUAUUUUAUUUUUAUGAUUUUUUUAUUUUACGUGUUGUUUGUAAUGGUUUAUGAAAUACCAGUAUUAAUUCAAUGCUACGCAUGGGAAUAUUUUUGAUUACGCAAGACCAAAUUCAGUUCUGUAUCACUAAAAUUACACAACUUGAUUAUUAGAGGGAGAUGAAUAUACAUACACAAACCAAUAACACAUAUUUUCGUUUAUUAACCGCAUACAUAAAAUUAGAUUUGUUUUGAAAAUGCAUUGAAAAUAAUUAUGUUAUGAAAGUUAUCAAACUCUUUAGUUUGAGAACAUGUGUAAUUUAUUACUUAGUGUAAUUCUAUACCACCUUUAAAAUAUAGUAUAUGACAUAAAUGACAAGCUCACAUACAGCAUCACUAAAACUUCAAACGUACGUCCAUUUAUUUUUUUUCUUAGAAUAGGAUCAACUUUUUCAUGGCGGCAAUUUUGCAUCUUUUCAACACUCAAAGUUCCAAUCACCUUACAUAAACCAAAUUAUCUCACUGAAUAUCAAAGUAAUGACCGUAGAACUUUAAAGUGGUGAAUUACCCGAAACCCGAAAUACCCGAACCGAACCGAUACCCGAAAUGCCCAAGCCUACUCGGGACAUUCAUACGACACUAAUUUUGAGUUAAAGUAUCGAGAUUGAAUAAGAAAGAGUAUAAUCAUUUCCUAUUCUAUUGUUAAACGAUGGUAGUUCUGGUGUCGUUUAUGAUUUGUCAGUCAAAUUUUAAAGAUAUGGGAACAAAAGAAAUAAAACAUCGUUGAUAUGUUUUGUUUUAAUCAUUAUCUUGUUUUAAUUGAUUUUUAAAUUUUUUUAAAUCUAAGUGAUAUAUGGCAGAAUUUGGUUGGUCAGGCGUGUUUUUAAAAAUAUAGAAGAUAAUAAAACUAAAUAUUUUGACCAUACAUGUGGACAUUAUCUUCUUAUGAAUACUUAUGAGUUUGUGUUUUAUUAAUUCAAAAACAAGCAGGAUAAGUUAUUCUUUCUAUUUUCAAAAUUUUUAAAUCAAACAUCAAAUUAUUUACGUAUAUAUAACAAAACUUUAACUAAAAUAUGUUUUAUUAUUGUGUUGAAAUUUUAAGAACACUCUAUAUUAAUAAUUUAAGAAAAUAUCUUUAUACAAAAAAAUUUCUUGAUUAAUAUUUAAUUGUAAAUUGUUUUCUAUCUUUUUUUUUAACUUUAUAAUAGAAAAUAUUAUUUCAAGAUAACAACAUAAGAUGUAAGAAUUUUCUUAUUUUUAAAAAAUCUAAUAUUAUUAAUAUAAAUUUCCUUUUAAUUAUAUAUAAAAAUUCAUUAAGGAUGUCAUCAAAUGCAAAAAAUCACAUCACAGAUAAUAGUAUAGAUAGAUAAUGUAUUAAUAUAUGUUUUUAUUGUUGAUAAAACAAAUAAUGGGUUACUCAAACGACAAAAAAAGUUGGUCCUUUUUUUUCCUUUUUUUAAUCAUGUUUAACAUUGAAGUUCAUUUUUCAUUGAAUUGUUUUUAUUGGAAAAUAAUUUGAAAAUGACCACUUAUACUCCAAUAUACAUAUAUCACGUUUCUUUUUUUUUACACAAUGGGUAAACCACAAUACAGCAUCAUAUAAUCUCUAAUUAUAUUACAUAUGAUAAUCAACUACCUACAAUAUGUCAUAUUGAUGAGCAUCUCGCAUAAUGAUUUUAGGAUGAAGCUCUACGCAAAACACUUAGAUCGACAGGACGGUUCUGCAUGUAUGACAUUUUCGAUGAAUAGGUUCUCUCUGUAGUAGAGGACCACAACGAACAACACUACAUGCAACAUUCUGGAACCUUCAAUAAGCUCUGCAUUCUAUAAUCUGUAAAAAAUUGCAUUGUAUGAAACUCGAACUCCAAACUUGAAUAUGGAAACCUUUAUACUUUAACCACUGUUCUAUGGUGCUUCUAAAUAUAUGUAUAUAUUAUUUACAAAAAAAUUUAAAAUAUGUUUUUAGGAAAUAAAAUUUAGGAGAUUUUGAGGCCAAACUUUGAGUCCACUAACAACUAUUUAUGCUUUUUAAUCACUGUUAUGAACUUCUUUAUAAAAUUCUCUACGCUAUGAAUCAUUCCUCUGUGUAAGAGUUUUUUUUUUGCCAUCUGUGAAUUUCAUUUCAACAAUAAGGACAACUAGAUUUUGACCAGUGCAGGUGCACGAGUAUAUUUUUUUAAAAAUAUGUUUUUAUUUAUCUUUCAUGUCAAUAAUAUAAGGGUUAGGGUUAAGGUUAUGUUUUUUUAGCCAAAUAAAUAAUAAUAUAAGAGUUAGGCAAACUACCCGAAGUCCCGAACUGAAGAACCGAACCGAUCUCGAUCCAAAAAGUAGUACCAAAUCCAAACCAAAAUUGAUUAAAUAUCUAAAUUAUUCAAAAUUUUGGUUUUUAGAUAACCGAAACCGAAUCCGAUCUGAACCGAAGUAUUCCGGGCACCCGAAUAUAUCUGAAAUAUAUUUAUAUACAUAUAUAUUAAUUAUUUUUAGAUUUAAUAUAUAUAAAACAUCUAAAAUAUAUAUGAUACUUUUAAGCUGGUUUAAAUACUUGAAAAUAUAUACAAAUAAUCAAAAGUAAAUAUAUAAAAUA